Molecule: messenger RNA, 2517 nt
Organism: Tripterygium wilfordii
Lineage: Eukaryota; Viridiplantae; Streptophyta; Magnoliopsida; Celastrales; Celastraceae
Exons: 12
Coding region: 236-2305 (689 amino acids)
Biological process (GO): regulation of DNA-templated transcription
Cellular component (GO): nucleus
Source: RefSeq, a predicted model, not a curated record
CCACGAUGAAAAAAUAACCCGCUAAAAUUCCUACAAUUUCACAUUUCUUCUUUUCAUCCCGCCAUCUGUUUCAGGGAAACGAAAUUCGAACAGACGUUCCCCCCAAAAAGCUUGCUUAUCUGUCAUGUCUCCACACCCAAAAUCCUGUCUGUGCCGUCUCAUUCUGGUUCUCCGUUCUCCACAGAGAAAAAAAGUUCUACUGCUUCUGUUUUUGGAAGAAGAAGUUGAGAGGUAGAUGGAGAAGAGGAGUCGCAACAACUGCCCCGGAGUUCGUCUCAUAGGUGGUAGAAUCUAUGAUUCUGAGAAUGGAAAAACUUGUCACCAGUGUCGGCAAAAGACAAGAGAUUUCUCCGCCCAGUGUAAGAACCAAAAAGGGAAGAAAAUAUGUUCCAUUAAUUUCUGUCACAAAUGUCUUUUGAACAGGUAUGGAGAGAAAGCAGCUGAUGUGGCACUAUUGGAACGGUGGAGUUGUCCAAAGUGUAAGGACAUUUGCAAUUGUAGCUUCUGCAUGAAAGCACGAGGUCACAAACCUACUGGUAUACUUGCGCACACGGCAAAAGAACACGGGUUUUGUUCUGUUUCAGAAAUGCUUAAAGUUAAUGGCCCUGAAAUACCCGAGACACAAACUUCUUCUAACAAGGAGACUGUAGUUGUUUUGCCCAUAAAGAGAGGAAAGGAAAAUUCCUUUGAUGGAAACAGUGGUACAAAUGUUGAUUCUCCAGAAAAAUUUGCAAUAACAGAUGAGAGUCGCUCAGAUAAAACAAAACGACGAGGGUUGAAGGAAAUAAGCAAUAGCAGUGUAGACGAUAAUGGUGCAUUAAAGAAGAGUAGGGCAAAGAAGCCAAAAAUUUGUGAGGAUGUUAAUAAGAAGAAAGUGAAGACGAGUGAAAAGGAUGGAUGUGAACUUAAGGAGAAAAAAAAGUCUGAGAAACAGAUUUUGAAGGCUGCUUCCUUUGAUGUGGACCACAAUGAAGACAGAAAUAGGGGAACAUGCAAAGAUGCUGAUUUUCCAAUUGAUGUUGAAAAUGAUAGUGGCAGAAGCGAGCUAAAAGCAGCCAUAGACUCUGCUCAAGUUUCAGAGGGUCCAAAUUGCAGAGACCAAAUCUUGAAUGGUUAUUAUAAUGGUAAUGCUGGUGCCAGCCUCAACACAACCUUAAAGCCUUGCACAGUUUUAGGUGAUGCAAGUUAUGAAGAUGCAUCACUCAUAGAAGGCAUUAGAAGUGAUAAUGAGGAAGCUAAGCAGAAGGCAGCAAUAGAGUCAUGCCAUUUUAAGAUGAGUGCUGAAGAAUUUCAGAACGAAAAAUUUGAUGCUAAGAUUCAAUUGCCUCAAGGCUCCAGGUUGACAAUUGUGGAAGACGUUCUGUUACCUCAUGAAGAUGUUGGGCAUGCAUUACAAUUCUUAGAAUUCUGUUCAUCUUUCGGGAAGGUCCUAAAUUUGAAGAAAGGAAACACUGGAAUUGUAAUUAAGGAAAUUGCACUUGGGCAAAGUGGUCGUCGCUCGUACUACUCUAUAGUACCCUGGAUUCACAUUCGAUUAUUGUCUUUAAUACUGGAAGACAGGGGAGAAAAAUCUAAAUCUCUUAAUUCAACAAAAGGAAAACAUCCGUGGGUACAAGCUCUAGGGAAACUUGUCUCUCACUACCCGUACAUGUCAAGUGAGUUCUCUCCUGACUGUUUCGACGGGGGCAUUGAUGGAUAUGGGAAACUAACUAUCACAAGAAGGUUCAAGCUCUUGAACUUUCUAUGUGAUGAAGCACUUAGCACCAAGUGCUUGCGGAGGGUGAUUGAUGAUCAAAAUUCAAAAUUUUUACUGGGGGAGAAGGAGGCUAAAGAAAAGGUUUCAGUAGCAAAGGAAAAGAAAAAGGGCUUGAAGCAGAAGAUGCAUGAUGAAUUGGCUAAAGUCAUUAUGGCAAAGAAUGGGGCUUCCCUUUCAAUUUCUGAGCAUGAAGCUCUAGUUUCUCAAAUAAAAAGUAAAGCAGCUGAAGCUCAUAUGGAGAUGCUGGAGGCAAAGGGCAUGGCACAAAAAAUGGGACAGAGAUCUGAUGCUGUUAGAACAGAGCCCAUCCUUUCAGAUGCUAAUGGUUCUGUACUCUGGAAAUUGAGGUGCUACAGUGGGGAACCAAAUGUUUUGCUUCAAGAUAUGGGGACCUUGGAUUCUGAUGCUCAUGAUGAAAAGUGGUUUUCUUAUGACGACCAGAAAGAAGAAAUUGAGAAAUGCAUUUCUUCUUUAAAGUAUGUUAGAGCUUUGCCUUUCACACUUACGAGAAAACGGGUUCUAGGCCGCGGCCGCUGUUUGGCUGCAUAAGGAUAUGGCACACUUUCAAUCUGAAAUGUAGCUUUUGCUUAUAUUUUGUAUUUUGUCUGUUCUCCAUGUGGAACUGGAUUACAAAAGAAGAAAAACUAAGUUCCAUGGCAUCUUUCUAAAUGUAGUCAUACUGUUGCAGAUACUAAUGGAUCGGCCUUGUAGUUCUCUUGUCUUGUCAUUCAUUACAAUUCUUGAUUAUUAGUAGCUUGGUG